Sparassis crispa is the source of this 1689-nucleotide messenger RNA. RefSeq lists its product as hypothetical. Lineage: Eukaryota; Fungi; Basidiomycota; Agaricomycetes; Polyporales; Sparassidaceae. Bases 1 to 1689 code for a protein of 562 amino acids. The transcript has 6 exons. The record is from RefSeq and is a predicted model, not a curated record.
AUGAGCAGCUUAUCUGACCACGUCGACCGCAUCACCCAACUCGCUAGAUCAAUUCGCUCAGCUGCGACGUCUACCUCCUCCGUUGAGUCUGACUCUCCAUCGGGCUCAGUAGGCCCCUUCACCAAUGCGGUGCUACACACCCCGCUCGGGGAUCUCAUCCGUGAUAUCGACCCCGCGGAGCUGGGGCUCUUUACCCUGGUUCCUCCAGCGAAACCGCCCACUCAUGACACAGAUCCUCCUGUUCCGCCACACGGUGAGAUCGCGCGAGUCGAGUUCCUCGGAGCAACUCCCCUCAGGAAGCCACCUGCGCCGAAACCUGGAAGAUCGGACAUACAGAGAACAGGCGAGCACGAGCCAGAGGUAUACGCCCGUGCCGCACUGAAGUAUCUUGAUCGUUACCAGUCCAUCAGACCCAUGCCGCGUGCUUCGGAACAGGCCAUCAGGAUUGUCGAACAAUUGGCUGCAGUGCGAGAAAGUAUCCAUGGACUCAAUAAUCAAGCGAAGCAAACCGCCCCCGUAGCUCCCUCUCAGCCACCGCUUUCUCCAAAAUCUAUCUUCGCAGAAGAGGAACGUCGAAUCCAGGAUGCGCACCAGCGCAUCGCCGAGCUGAGGAAGCAUAAAGAGAGCCUCAUGAAACGGAAAUCCAAUGGCCGAACUAUCAGUCGCGCAGCCCCGAAGGCCAAGCCGAAGCCACAAACACCCCAGUCAAUGUCACCUCCGGACGAACAAGAAGAAACGUUCUGGAAUACCCCCGCAGCAGCCGCACGUACCUUGCACUUCACGGGAAACUCGCUACUUGAUGAGGAUGUCAAUGAAGAACUUGCGAAUGUGUCUGCAUUGUCCUUUGCCAGCCCUGUUCCUGCUAGGACAAAGAGUGGGAGUCUACGCGGAGGCCGACCAUCCCCUUGCUCAGACCUUAAGUUGGAAGAACGAGAGCAGGAAGAUCAAGCGUACGACAUAGGAAGCUCUGUUCAGGUUGACCUCCAACAUGCAUACGAAGGCGGUGAAGAUUUGGAUGCUGAAGUUUCGGGCGUGUUGGAUGAUGAAGGUGCUGCAGAAGACAAGGAGCAAACAGUCGUGUUACAGAGGCUACCAUCACAUCUCAAGCAGUUCCAGGACACCUCCCAACCCGAUCCAGAACCCGAUCCACGAAUGAGUUCGCCCUCAUCCUCGGGUCCUCUGCCGGCCGCUGAGACGCCUUCUGGCUCGCUGAGGCGGUCGAAGGUUAAAGUGACCACAGAACUGGAACAUAUAGUUUCGAAGAUCUGGGCAACUAUCGGGGAAGUCGUUAUGCCUGGAUGCCGCUUUGAUGUAUCGGGGGCUGGCAGCAACAGACCACCGCGUGCGAAAGAGACGAUUGCUCACCUUCAGACCCUCUCCACACUCACACCCUCACCUUCGUCACCCACCACCUCGAGCCUCUCAUCCUUUUCCACCGCUGCGAUACCUCCGGCAUCUGCUCCCUCGCAGCCAACCGCGCAGCAGAUUCUCACCGCACACAUGCUGCUGGCACUCUUGUCUACGCCGCCGCAGUACGCGAUGCCGCUCAGCCGUCUGAAAGAGACGCUCGCAACUAAGUCUGCUGCGGGUGGCGGAGCAGUUACAAGGCCGAUAUACGGGUGUGUGGCGAAGCGACUGCUCAAGAUUGAGCGGGGAGGUGGGGAGCAGAUCGUCAAGUUCGAUGUGUAG